AUGGCUCAAAUGUUGAGCUUCAUGAAGGACAUUAAGGAUGAACAGGAAAGAGCUAGGGAAGCUCGGAAUCGGUAUGAGGAGACGCCAAACGAUGGCAAUCCACUGUUAGGAUAUGUUCGAGGCUUUGACCCUCAUAAGUCAAACACCCAUUCAUCAAAGAGGGUUACCAAAACCCAUGAAGAGGGAGAAGCCUCCCAUGAAGGAUUUAUUCCCGCCACUCAGAAAGAGGGGGCGCCUCGCACUGUUCGCAUCCCUGCUAACAAUCCACCCAAGGAUGAGGAUUAUGUAGAUUUACAAUAUGGGGAAGUGGACGAACCAAAUCAGGAGUCCCAACAUAAGCAAACCCAAGCUGAUUCUGAGGAAAGUGCUAGAAAUAGUGGACAAAUCAAGUUAGUGGAACUCAGGCCUGUGCCACCUCCGAUUCCCGGAAAGACUAUGCCCAAUUUCAAAGCUAAUGAGAGGUGUGAAUUUCACGCCAAUUCUCCGGGGCAUACAUUGGAAAAGUGUUGGGCCUUUAGGCACAAGGUUCAGGACCUGAUAGAGUCAGGAGCAAUUGCUUUUGACAAACCUAAUGUGAAGACAAACCCUAUGCCCCGCCAUGAUGGCACAGUCAAUGCAAUAGAGGUAGUCACCGAGCAAGAGUUUGUUCAACAACGGAGCUCCCCCAUAGAUGCCCUUAAGAGGUAUCUACUUGCAAAGGGGUUCGUCCUCGAACAUAACGAAGCCUUUAAGACAACCUUGCAAAGACUCGUGAAUCAAGGGGUAGUUCAGUUUAAAGAAUAUCCUGAGGAAGAGUAUGUGGCCAUGCUGGACAGGAAUGAACCGUUGAUGAUACCAAGGCAAGGGGCAAGGAAGACAUUGAUCAUCCCUUGCGCCAAAGCCCCAUUGCUGAUACCCACACAAGUACACACUAGGAUCAUCCCAGUCAGGGAUCCAUACCCUGUGGACAAAAUGAAAGCAAUCCCGUGGGAAUAUGAGUCUAAUGCUAAUACCGAUGUGACAAACAUCGUCGGGCCUGGGGGUAUGACUCGUAGCGGUCGCAUAUUCAAUACUGCAAAAUCAAAGGAGAACUCAGCACAAGCAAAUGAUCAAGCUACUGUGGCCCCUACUGAAAAAAGCACACCCAUAGACAAGGAGACCACUAACAAAGAUGCCGAAGAGUUUUUGGCAUUGAUCAAGAAAAGUGAUUAUAAGGUAGUGGAUCAGUUGCACCAAACUCCAUCCAGGAUAUCACUCCUCUCGCUGUUAAUUCAUUCAGAAAAGCACCGAGACACCUUGAUGAAAAUCUUGAGUGCUGCCCAUGUAACCAAAGACAUCACUGUGAAUCAAUUUGAUGGAAUGGUGGCUAAUCUUACUGCUGGGGCAUGCUUAAGCUUCAGUGAACACGAGUUGCCCUCACAAGGGAAAGAGCAUAACAAAGCCUUGCAUAUCUCCAUACAAUGUGGGAAAGCUCAUCUGUCUAGAGUGCUGAUCGACACAGGGUCGUCAUUAAAUGUGAUGCCAAAGGCCACCUUAGACAAAAUAGAUUUGGAAGGACUAGUAAUAAGACCAAGCCGCCUGGUGGUCAAAGCCUUUGAUGGGUCGCAAAGCCCGGUGUUUGGAGAGGUGGACCUCCCUGUGGUAAUAGGCCCUCACACUUUCUGCAUCAAUUUCCAAGUGAUGGAGAUUGAGCCUGCCUAUACAUGUUUAUUGGGACGCCCUUGGAUCCAUGCUGCUGGGGCAGUUACCUCUACCCUGCAUCAAAAGGUGAAAUUUGUGGAUGGAAACUCUAUAGUAACCGUCAGUGGGGAGGAGGACAUAUUUGUCAGCAAUCUAGACUCAUACCGAUACAUUGAGGCUGGGGAAAAGCAUUAG
Messenger RNA from Vicia villosa (hairy vetch), 1854 nucleotides. RefSeq lists its product as uncharacterized. The transcript is spliced from 2 exons. The record is from RefSeq and is a predicted model, not a curated record. Gene Ontology annotation, biological process: proteolysis. NCBI's taxonomy places the organism in Eukaryota, Viridiplantae, Streptophyta, Magnoliopsida, Fabales, Fabaceae. Gene Ontology annotation, molecular function: aspartic-type endopeptidase activity. Bases 1 to 1854 code for a protein of 617 amino acids.